Molecule: messenger RNA, 669 nt
Organism: Lodderomyces pseudojiufengensis
Lineage: Eukaryota; Fungi; Ascomycota; Pichiomycetes; Serinales; Debaryomycetaceae
Exons: 1
Coding region: 1-669 (222 amino acids)
Source: RefSeq, a predicted model, not a curated record
AUGUCAUAUCCAAAACGACAAAUAGAAUCAAUACCUUUUAAUUAUCAAUUAGAAGUUAUUGAAAAAAUUAAUAAAAAUCAACAACAAAAUUUAAAAUAUCAAAAUUAUAAUAAUAGAAAUCAAAUAAAUCAAAGAUUUUCAAAUCAAAAUAAAUAUGCUUUAGCUGCUGUAGCUGCUGCUGCUGCAGUUCAACAUCAACAACAACAAACAUAUAUUUUACAACAACAAGCUGCUAUGGCUAUGAAGCAGAAACAGCAGCAACAACAACAGCAACAACAACAGCAGCAGCAACUUCAGCAAAACCAACAACAACAACAACAACAACAACAUCAACAACAAAAUCAUCAUCAACAGCAAAACCAACACCACCAACAACAACACCACCACCAAAUUUAUACUCAACCUCAAGUAUUUGCAAAUACAACAGGAAGUAGUUUAUCAACAAAUUUUCUUAAUGGAAGUUCAAAUUCCCUUAAUUCAUCAUCAUCAUCAAAUUCAUUAAAUUUAAAAAAUUCUUCACCAAAUUUAAUUUUAACAAAUUUAUCACCAACAACAACUGAUUUUUUAAAUUCUCCAAAUUUUAAUAAUUUUACUCCAACUACAGCUACAAGUACUGGUUCUAUAUGGGGUAAACCAAAUGAAAGUUUUUCAAAUUCAAAAAUUUGGUAA